Molecule: messenger RNA, 1167 nt
Organism: Brugia malayi
Lineage: Eukaryota; Metazoa; Nematoda; Chromadorea; Rhabditida; Onchocercidae
Product: Zinc finger, C2H2 type family protein
Exons: 10
Coding region: 1-1167 (388 amino acids)
Cellular component (GO): nucleus
Source: RefSeq, a predicted model, not a curated record
AUGGCUUUAGCACUGUUAAGUGUCAACAUUUGUCAGUUCAGUGGCUGCGGACUUAACUUUGGAAACCUCCAUGAUUUGCUUCAGCACAUCGAGGAGACACAUAUCCCUAUAAUCGAGGAUGAAAUGAAGAAGAAAGAAGAAAAUGCUAAAAACUCUUCUCUGGACGAUGAUCCUUCGAAAGCUGCGGCAUUAACCGCUGUUUUUCCAAUAAGCACAAUUUGCAAGUUAUUUUCAAAACUUCCUCCUCAUAAAGCAGUUCCGAUUAAUCCCGAACCUGUGAAGCUUGCGAUUGGCCACUACAGGAAAAAAACAUUAGCGUCUGCAGUUGUCGGUGCGAAUGUUUUUGGACAAGCUGGAGACAAAUCACGUUUUGAUCAACAUGAUGAAGAAUCAAAUGAUUUAUACAGAAACGAGGACUGUGAUGACUAUGAGCAGGGCACGGAUGAAAGGCGACACAAAUGUCCAGUUGAAGGAUGCAACAAACGAUACAAGAAUCUGCAAGGAGCACGUUAUCAUGCGCGUCAAGUACAUGGCUAUAGUGAGGAUAACGGCACCAAUAAUGCAGUAUCGUUUGACUUGACUGCUGUGGUGCCUGGACAAGUUGCGCCACUGAUUCAGUCCGGUACACCUAGUAAAUAUGCAAAUUUGCGUCCUUACAAAUGUAGUCAAUGUUCGAAGCGUUACAAAACUACUGUUGGAUUAAAUAACCAUGUGCAACAGUCACAUCAACGUAUUAAUAAUGCUGGAAAUCCUGCUAUGUCAACAAAUUUAGUACCGGUUUCGCCCUCAGCUGUCUCAAUUUCAACAACACAUAAUAACGUUGCAUCACCGGCGGCUUCCACUUAUGUGACUCCUGAAGGUGAUGAACAUGUAGCGGCACCAUCGGGUUAUUUGACAUCGACAGUUCAAAAUGCAACGCAAGUUCGAAUUAACACACAGCCUUUGCCGUCUCUUGCACCAGUUACUGGACAGCAAUACCAGCAGCAGAUGUCUCAUCCUACUAAUGUAACAAAGCUUGUGUCGACAGUUAAUGGUAUGAUGACGAGGAAUAUGAAUGCUCUGUCAUCAUAUGGUCCACCAACAAGUGAAUCGCUGAAUCCAGUCAUAUCUCGACCGGAUACGCCACAGGUCACUGAUUUUUGUGUUCAAAUGAAUAAAAGGCACUAA